AUGGAGGCAGGAACUGUGUACCAGAACUCUCAGGCCGAUGGCUCGGAGCUCAGCCAAAGAAACGGCAGAGUUCAGGGCUCUGAGACAGGUGAGGCACGGAUGUUUGUCUCUGAUUCUCUAGCAGACGGCCACGAGCAUGAAAACGGAUUAGAAGAGGGCGACGAUGAAGACGCAGCGCUGGUGUCGUUUGUACCGCUGGACCGGCUCCAAGUGAACGGUAUCACUGCUCUGGAUCUGAAAAAACUGCGGGAGUUUGGCCUUCACACGGCAGAGGCAGUGGCGUACGCGCCUCGAAAACAGCUGUUGGAAAUAAAGGGCAUAUCCGAGGCCAAAGCGGACCGUUUGCUGAACGAGGCCGCGCGGCUGGUGCCCAUGGGCUUCGUGACUGCAGCAGACUUCCAUAUGCGCCGCUCAGAGAUGAUCUGUUUGACCACGGGUUCCAAAAACCUGGACACGCUGCUGGGCGGUGGAGUCGAAACGGGGUCUAUUACAGAGCUUUUUGGGGAGUUCAGAACAGGUAAAUCGCAGCUUUGUCACACCUUGGCGGUGACGUGCCAGAUCCCGCUCGACAUGGGCGGUGGGGAGGGCAAAUGUCUUUACAUCGACACAGAGGGCACGUUCCGGCCGAUCAGACUCGUCUCGAUCGCCCAGCGGUUUGGGUUGGAUCCCGACGACGCCUUAAACAACGUGGCAUACGCCAGAGCCUACAAUGCGGACCACCAGCUACGGCUGCUGGACGCUGCAGCGCAAAUGAUGAGCGAGUCGCGUUUUUCCCUCAUCAUCGUGGACUCGAUCAUGGCACUUUACAGAACGGAUUUUGCUGGACGUGGCGAGCUGAGUGCGCGUCAGAUGCAUCUGGCCAAGUUUAUGCGUGCUUUGCAGCGGCUUGCGGACCAAUUUGGUGCAGCUGUGGUUGUGACCAACCAGGUCGUUGCUCAGGUUGACGGUGCCAUGCCGUUCAACCCAGAUCCCAAGAAACCCAUUGGUGGUAACAUCAUGGCACAUUCCUCGACCACGCGGCUCGCCUUCAAAAAGGGCCGUGGUUGUCAGAGAAUAUGCAAGGUAGUGGACUCUCCGUGUUUGCCAGAGGCAGAAUGUGUUUUUGCAAUCUACGAGGACGGUGUUGGAGACCCCAGGGAAGAGGACGAGUAA
This is a messenger RNA of Lachancea meyersii CBS 8951, 1152 nucleotides long. NCBI's taxonomy places the organism in Eukaryota, Fungi, Ascomycota, Saccharomycetes, Saccharomycetales, Saccharomycetaceae. The record is from the annotation of a GenBank genome assembly.